Molecule: messenger RNA, 3136 nt
Organism: Zophobas morio
Lineage: Eukaryota; Metazoa; Arthropoda; Insecta; Coleoptera; Tenebrionidae
Gene: ALiX
Product: ALG-2 interacting protein X
Exons: 12
Coding region: 260-2788 (842 amino acids)
Biological process (GO): mitotic cytokinesis; multivesicular body sorting pathway
Cellular component (GO): endosome
Molecular function (GO): protein binding
Source: RefSeq, a predicted model, not a curated record
GACAUUUGCUCUUGCUACGAUUUUUUUGUCAAUUACUCACAUCAUCAGCACCAGCAGUAAGGGGCGCUGGCGCUACUACAACAUUCAGUGAAUUUUUUGUUUCGUUUAAAAAAAAAAGUGUUCAAGUGAAGUGGAUUGUGAGUUACGCGAGCUGUAAUAGAUCCAACUUGUAUACUGUUUUAAAUGAUCUAACUGUUGUCACUGUUGUUGACAUUUAGGUAUCAUAGAAAAAAAAGUCAGCUACCUACCUUUUUUAAAAAUGGCAGAAUUGCUGUCGGUUCCGUUAAAAAAACCAUCCGAAGUUGAUUUAGUGACGCCCUUAAAAAACUUAAUUCAAUCGAGAUAUAGUACCGCUGACAAACCGGAAGAUUGCAAUGAAGCCAUCAAUGACUUGUCCAAGUUAAGGAAUAAUGCAAUUUGGAAGACAUUUGAGAAGUACGAGAGCUCGUUGGAAAUUAUUUAUGGCUAUUAUGAUCAGUUGGUUUCUUUAGAGACAAAAAUUCCUGCCCAAGAACUUCAAGUUCCAUUUAAAUGGAAAGAUGCAUUUGAUAAGGGUUCAAUUUUUGGUUCUAGGAUCAGUUUAACAAUUGCCUCAUUAAGCUAUGAAAAAGUGUGCAUUUUGUUUAAUAUUGCUGCUUUACAAAGUGCGGUGGCUGCUAGUCAAAGUGUUGAGAAUGAUGAUGGACUUAAAUUGGCUGCUAAAUUGUUCCAGCAAGCAGCUGGCAUUUUUAGUCACUUGAAGUCCACUGUCAUGCUGUCAAUACAACAAGAUCCUACUCCUGAUUUAAAUCCUGAUACAUUAGGAGCAUUGUCAAGUUUGAUGUUGGCGCAAGGUCAGGAAAUUUUUGUUCAUAAAGCUAUUCAUGACAACAUGAAAGAUUCCAUUGUUGCCAAAUUGGCCUCCCAAUGUGAAGAUCUUUAUGGUGAGUGUUUGAAAAUAUUUCAGAGAGAAAAUUUGAAACAUAUUUGGGACAAAGAUUGGAUACCCACGAUUGCAGGAAAGCAAGCCGCUCUUCAUGCUGUGUCAGAAUUUUAUCAGAGCCUUGUCUGUAAAAAUAGUAAACUAAUAGGCGAAGAAAUCACCAGGUUGGAGCAUUCGGUUGCUUUGUUCCAAACAGCUUCGCAGCGUGCCGGCAAAAAUUUUUUUCAGGAACUGCAACAUAAGGCUCAAAGAAAUCUAAAUGACGCUAAAAAAGAUAACGAUUUCAUUUACCAUGAGAGAAUUCCUGAUAUUAAAUCAGUGGAUCCUAUUGGUAAAGCUCAACCAGCAAAAGUGUUGCCUUUAACGCAACCCAUGAGUCAGAACUUUAAAGAUUUAUUCACUGAAUUAGUGCCAGUUGCCGUACACCAAGCAUUAGCAGCCUAUGAUGUGCGAAAGACUGAAAUUGUGAAUACGGAAAUUGGACGCCUCAGGGAGUCUACAACUACCUUGAAUGGGAUACUAGCUUCGUUAAAUUUGCCAGCAGCAAUUGAAGUCACCGACGGUGGUUCAGCGUUACCACCCUCUAUAUUAGAAAAAGCAAAUGUCGUAAGCCAAUUGGGUGGUAUUAAUGAAUUGGAAAGAAUGAUUCGCGAACUACCAGACGCGCUGAAAAGGAAUCAAGACAUACUCGAUGAAACCGAUCGUAUGCUGAAUGAAGAAAAGCAAGCGGAUGAUUCUCUACGUCAACAAUUUAAAGAACGUUGGACCAGGACCCCAUCUGAAAAACUGACGGAAAUGUUUCGAUCAAAUGGGGCAAAAUACAGACAAAUUAUAAACAAUGCGGUCGAGGCCGAUAAAGUUGUUCGCGAAAAAUUUGAAUCUCACAGGGAUGGAAUUACGUUGCUAAGCAAAUCACCAAGCGAAUUGGAAGCGGCCGUGCCGCAAGGGUCAUCAGGCAAUGUUACAAACUCGUCCUCUGUUACUAUGUUACGACAACUAAUGGAAGAAGUGGAGACGAUAAAAGCCGAAAGAGAUGUAAUCGAAUCAGAGUUGAAAAAUGCAAGCUUCGAUAUGAAGAGCACAUUUUUAUCUGCUUUGAGUAAAGACGGUGCCAUAACUGAACCUGCGCUUUCCGUAGAGAGUCUGGGACAGGUGUAUGGUCCAUUACAGAAACAAGUAAGAGAAAGCAUUGCAAAACAAGAAGGUUUGAUCGAAAGGAUACAACAAGCUCAUUCUCAAUUCGUCCAAGAAAGAGGUUCUACUACGAGUGGUCGCGAAAGCAAAAUGUGUCAGUUAGCUGCCGCCCAUGAUGCUUUUCGAGAUCUGCUCAAUAAUUUGAAAGAGGGAACGAAAUUUUAUAAUGAUCUUACCCAGUUAUUGGUAGCUUUUCAAAAUAAAGUUUCUGAUUAUUGCUUUGCUCGAAAAACAGAGAAAGAAGAAUUAUUAAAGGAUUUAACCCAAGAAUCAAGUAGGCAAGCACCUUUGCCUGCUCCCACUCAGCCAUCGUAUCAUACAGAUCCAGACGUUAAAAAGGAGGUUCCACCACGGCCACCACAACCAUCACAACCCCCACAGGCUCCACAAGCGCCAGGUGGAGUACCUUAUCCAGUAUAUGUACAAGGAAUGCCCGUACCAUAUGGUGCUUCAGCUUCGACUCCAUACCCGGCGUAUGUCCCCCCUCCAAUGCCUCAAGGCUAUAAUCCCUAUGGAACAAUGCCCUAUCCAAGUAGUUCAUAUAACUAUCCAGGAGGAUUUCCAGCUGCUCCCGGGUACGGACAACAACCACCGCCCGGAAGUUAUCCACAACAACCUCCUUCUGGAUAUUCUCAACAACCUCAAGGUGGUUAUCCACCAAAUCCAUGGUAGAUCAGUAAGUUGUAAGCAUCAGCCACUCCCGUAGUUUAGGUACAUACCUUCUCGACAGAGACUAUUGAAAAUGAUUGUGAUUUUUUUUUAGUCGAAAAUGGAUUUGUUCAAUACAUUUGUUUAGUUUAUCCGUAACAGUACUGUUGAGGUGGUUAUAAUUCUUAUGAAAGAGUGCUUUGUUGUUAUGUAAGUCCAUUAAUUUUAUCUGUACUAGGAAUUUAAUUUCAAUUUUUAUUAUAUGAUGAAUAUUUUUGUACUGUUUUUUCUUGUUAGUUGUUACUCUUAUGAAUUGUAAUAAAACUAGUGCCUCUGUUAUUAUUCUUGCAUAAUAAAAUUAAGUAUAACUUA